CAGGACUGUUAGAUCCCUAAGACAACAGUAUCUUUGAUAAGUUUUACACUACUUCCUAAACCAUCUGAUUUUUCCUUCCUUCAGAUCAAUCAAGUCAAUGGUCAAACUUAUCACAGACCCUCCAUUACUUCUUGUAUGUGCAUGUAAAACAAAAAAAGCCCAAGAUCUCGCCAUACAACUCCCAAUCAAAUGAACCCCACAUCAUAACUUAAAGAACUUCCACCAUCGCCAAACCAGUGGGCAAGAGGAAACAAUUCCCACUUCUCUUCAUUUCCUUAUCCCCAAACAAAUUACAUGGAACGCCACACCCCCCACCACAAGCGCACCAUUGCAGCAACCCCAGAUCCUAAGUCAUCCAUGGAUCCCACCCUCAAAAAGCACUCCAACAAAACAAACAUCUCUACCAAAACCUCUCACUCAACAUCUCAAAAGAACCCAGAUUCCUCAACUUCUUCUAAACCCUUCUAUUAUAUGACCAAUAGUUUUUCAAGGUUGAACCUUUAUCAUAACAAAGUUCGUUCUUCACAAAAACACAGCAUAAACCCACCUACCAAAGACAUCCAUUUGCAAGCCAAAGCCUUGACGGUUUCUGCUGAUUCUGAUUCCUCCAAGUUCCUGCUCGUUAAACCAAGUAAAUUAAUGCAACCCCAACAGAAGGGUGCAUCCAGAUAUGAAAAAGACGGCCGAAUAAAGGAGGAAAAUUCUAAAGAGAUGAUGAAGAAAUUAUCGAAAGGUGGGCCGUUGAAUAGUAAAAAGAAGGAAGUUCAUAAGGAGGAAGUUUAUGGUAAGGAACUGGUAUUAGUGAGGGAUAAAGAUGUGAAGAAUCUACCACAUGAAGGGCAUGAUGUCAAGAGAGUUCCAGUUUCAUUAGGGCGAAGAAGAUCCUUCUAUGGCUCACAGGUUGAGUUGGCUGGUGCUCUUGCAAAUUGCGGUGUGAAAGUUGUUUCAGUUGAUAUGCCGCCGUUUAUGCAGAUCCAUGCGGUUGAUUUUGCAAGAAAGACUUAUGAUAGCUUAGAAAAGUUUACUGCCAAAACCCUUGCACUCACUCUCAAGAAGGAGUUUGAUGGGGUUUAUGGACCGGCGUGGCACUGUAUCGUGGGAACAAGUUUUGGGUCUUUUGUCACGCAUUCGGUUGGUGGGUUUCUGUAUUUUUCAAUGGAUCAAAAGUUGUAUAUCCUGCUGUUUAAGACCACUGUACAAAAAGCAGAGUGAAGUGGAUGAGAAUGAGUGGUUGAAGUUACAUCAUCCCUAUCCCUAGUCUAGAAUAGAAAAGUUUAGAAAAUAUAAAUCAACAUUGUGUUGUAUUGUCCCAUUUGUGGCUUAUACAUUGGUUUGGCUCAAAGAGUAGGACAUGAAAAAAUCAAUUUUCUUUUUGUUCAA
This is a messenger RNA of Mangifera indica (mango), 1380 nucleotides long. RefSeq lists its product as uncharacterized. Gene Ontology annotation, biological process: microtubule-based process. Gene Ontology annotation, molecular function: dynein intermediate chain binding; dynein light intermediate chain binding. Bases 295 to 1212 code for a protein of 305 amino acids. The transcript has 2 exons. NCBI's taxonomy places the organism in Eukaryota, Viridiplantae, Streptophyta, Magnoliopsida, Sapindales, Anacardiaceae. Gene Ontology annotation, cellular component: dynein complex. The record is from RefSeq and is a predicted model, not a curated record.